UCUACGAGGAUCCUCUGAAAAUAGACUGACCCCAUCAACUUCACUCUCACUCUCUCUCACUCUAUUAACUCUCAAGUCACCGCCGCAGCAGCGAUUAACGAACCUCCUUUUAAGCCAUGGCCCACCUCAAACAAUCCAACCGCCGCCGCUCCUCCUCCUUAUGCCCCCGUCACCCAUCCGUCAAACCUUCCAGCGGUUUCUGCGCCUCCUGCCUCCGUGAACGCCUCGUAAUCAUAGAGACUCAAUCUUCCUCCCCAGCCGCCGUUCAACCCCCACCCGAGCUCCGUCGCAUCCGAUCCCACUCCGUUCGGAACAUAUCCGCCGCAUCCAUCUCGGAGCAGCCGCGACGGAGAUCCUGUGACGCUAGGUCAAGCGCGAGCUCUCUCCACGCCCUGUUCGUCGGUGACGACGAAGAACGUCUCGAUCACUCGAUUCGAAAACCAGUGGUCCCAGAUUUGAAAGAAGAGGAGGAAAAAGAAGAAGAAGAAGAUUACUACGACGGAGACGAUAUCAAAGGUUUUGAUGAUGGAAAACCAAAGAAACUCGUUAAAGAAGAAAGUGGCGAGCAGAAGAAGACGAUGAAGGAGUUUAUAGAUCUGGAUUGGGGAAGCCAAAUCAAGAAGAACAACUCUUCGAUUUGGAGCAGGAAGCUGAAGAGAUUCUCACUGAGUCAUCAUCACAAGGAGAGGAGAGAAGACGAGGCUCUCGCCGGCCGUCGUCGCUCCUGUGAUGUAGAUCCUAGAUUGUCUCUCGACGGAGGUAGGAUCUCGUUCGAGAAACCUAGGGCGUCAUGGGAUGGAUGUUUGAUCGAGAAAUCAUAUAGUAAGCUCACGCCAUUGUCAACUGUCACGGAAGCCUUACCUGAGAAGAGAGAAGAAGAAGUGGAGGAGGAGGAGGAGAAGAGUCCAGGCGGGACAGUUCAAACGAGGAACUAUUACUCUCGAAGAAGAAGCUUUGACCGAUCCAUUUCGGUCAAGAGACAAGGAUUGCUCGAGGUUGAUGAGUUGAAAUCUAUCUCCAACGCAAAGGUAUCACCUGAAACCGUUGGAUUGUUUCAUGGCGCUAAGGUAUUGGUUACAGAGAAGGAGCUUAGGGAUUCUAAUUGGUAUUCCAUCAAGAAUCAUAAACCAGAGAGCAAAGAGUUUGUCUCUAAAGGAAAGAUUUGUGUAGCUGCUAGUGAGAGGAAGCAGGAUAGUUUAGAGUUUAAGAAACCUAAAAAGAAAUGGGCAAAGGGAUGGAACCUUUGGGGAUUGAUUCAGAGGAAGAAUAAGGAAGUUAAAACCGAGCAAAGUUUGAAACUUGAAGGGAACGCGAUCGAGGGUUCUCUGGCUGAGUCUUUGUUAAAGCUUAGGAGAGUAUCUAAAGGAGAAACCAAUGGUGGUGUUAGUGAGAAGCUUUUGAAAAGCUACAGUGUAAGCGCUAGAAAGUCUUGUGACGGUGUGUUUAGUGGUGAUAAUAUUGCCAGUGGCUUUGAAGGUGGAAGGAGCUCGUGUGAUGGUCUGUUUCAUGGAUCUAUUAACAGUGUUGAGGUCGGGAGAAGCUCGUGUGACGGAUUGGUUAACAGCAUUGAGGCCAAACAAAGUCAUCAUCUUAACCAGAGAAAAGCAAUUGAUGGCACCAGAGAAAACCUUGACAACAGUUUGUUAAGAUUGUAUUUGACUCCGGUAAGGAGCCAUAAGGCUAGCAAAUCAGGAAAGAGUAGACUGAUGAGUUAGUUUAAUCUGAGAUUGUGUUAACCCAUGAAUACUCUGUGUAGUCAGCAACUAAUAUAUCUGUUAUUUUGGUCAAUAUAAAUAUGUGAACGAAGAUCCUAUUGCCAUUCUGUUCAUACAGUUGAAAAUCCUUAGUUUCAGCUAACUAAGGAGCUCAACUUUGUUGUUUAGAUAUGUUAUAGACGUCAAUUGCGUAGAUCUAUCUAUUUGGUGUAUAUAUCAG
Eruca vesicaria subsp. sativa (arugula) is the source of this 1935-nucleotide messenger RNA. NCBI's taxonomy places the organism in Eukaryota, Viridiplantae, Streptophyta, Magnoliopsida, Brassicales, Brassicaceae. The record is from the annotation of a GenBank genome assembly.